This is a messenger RNA of Micropterus dolomieu (smallmouth bass), 4438 nucleotides long. It is a transcript of the gene lg04h22orf23, whose product is annotated as linkage group 04 C22orf23 homolog. The record is from RefSeq and is a predicted model, not a curated record. NCBI's taxonomy places the organism in Eukaryota, Metazoa, Chordata, Actinopteri, Centrarchiformes, Centrarchidae. Bases 160 to 861 code for a protein of 233 amino acids. The transcript has 7 exons.
AAGCUUUAGCACAGAAGUGCUAACGUUACACAGUUGCUAUAGCAACAGACAUGUACAUACUAACGUUAUGCUAACUGCGCUGGAGUUUAGCUCGCGUUAGUUAACGUUAGGCGAUUACGAGAGACUUGUGAUAAGAAAAGAAGUGUUUGAAGGUUGCAGAUGGAGCCCUCCUCACAGAGUAGAGGUGGUAGGGGACUGUGGAGCAACCCCAGAGCCACCCAGUACAGUAAGGAGACCCAGGACCUGCUGACAUUAAUGAUGCAGGAAUCAAGGCUCACCAACCUCCAGAGAAAACAGAUCAACGACUGCCUCAAGAAUGGAGCAGCUUUACCACUGACCUCUGACCCCAUAUCAUCAGCUUCCCCCCCUCAGCCUAAAACCAAUAAAUCUGUCCAGAAACGGCUGCCAAGCAAGCCUCAGAAACGCAGUGCCGAAUCUUGUCGUUCUGGGAACAGCUACGUCAGAGAAAAGUUCCAACCUGGUCCUAUAAGAGACUUAGAGAAAGAGAAGCGGAGGCUUCAGAGUAUAUUGGCAACGGGAGAAGAAGAGCCCACAGCUGCAUCUUACCAAAAUGUUCCCACAUGUCGGAACCCAGGAGCGGCGGAGGGGAGAGACCGGUAUCAGGAAGUUCUGGAUGAGAUCAAGGACAGAAGACAGUUUCUGGAAGACAUGACCUCUCUGGGCCAGGAGAAGCAGUACAUCAGCAUCAUCAACACUGAGAUAUCCCAGAGAUUACGAGAACUGGAAGAGUUGGACAAGGCCCGCAGUGCAAAGAUGGAUGCAAUGACAUCUGAGGGGAAAGGGGUCACUCCACAACAGACUACAGAAAAAAUGGACUUGAAAGAGACUCACUGCCAUUGACUUAACACUUUGACAUUAUCUGGGAAACAGCUGCAAGCAAUAUAUCUUCAAAUUCAGAUUAUGAAUGGGUCGAGUAAAGUGUGAUAUAAUAAAUGUGGUAGAGAUUACAGUUGACCGACUGCACUGUGCUUCAACCAUACAAGCAGUUCAGGUGUGUUGUUAAGCAGUGAAAGUAUUACAUUUACAAGAAACAUUAACUACUUGCAUCAACUUAUUUUAUUCCUCUGCCUUCCAGUGUCAGUAUUGUUUAAUAAUCUUGCUGCUGAACAACAUAUAGCUGACAGAAAUGUGGCACUACUGGAGCCCUUGGUGUCCCCUGGACAGGAAGACAGGCACAGAGCAGACACAUACAGGGAUUACCAUUAAAAUGGAGGACAAUCUAAAUGACAAAACAGAAUGAGUAAACACACUGACAUUUACAUUAGCUCGAACAAAUGACAGUCAACCACAUAUGCAAUUAAAUAAAUGGCACUUGUACAAACAAUAUUAACACGUUUUUUCCUAUCCACUUUUAAGGCAAAACAUGGAAGCAUACAGAAAGGCAUAGUAAAAUAUAAAUUAAUGAUUGCAUAUUCAGUUUUCCCCCAAUGGUUUAAACUGUGAUAAAUGAUGUUUGUUAUAUCUGCCAUUUCAAAUAUUCAUUAUUGCAUGUGUGACUUUUCAUAUUAAUAAACUUUCUAACAGACUUUUGUAGUUUAACACUCCUUCAAUCUAAUUUUGAGUACUUUCCCACUUCGUUUCCAGUCACACACACACUCACACCAUUAAAUACUGUAUCUACCUUCAUCCACUUCUUUGAUGAUAUGCAUUUACACAAAUGGCACGAUCACAGAACUACAACUGAAGAACCUAAGAACAAGGACACCACAAACAAUCAUAACAUAGCAGCUAGAAGAGCUUAGGUAUCUGCUGGUGUCUGAGCGUUUCAGGGGUAGAUGUUGCAAUAUUUAAAGCAGAGUUCAUCUUUAAAAAGUAUUACUUUCACUAGUACCACAGGCUCAAACCAGACGUGACAGAAAACCUUCUCAGAUAUCGAUCCAUUGACCUAGUAAGUCAGUGUAACCCAGGAGCAGAGUAAAAACAUAUUAAAAACUCAUAGAUAUAAGAUCCAAUUGCAUCCAACGGACUUCAUUUAAAGUGAACUGACGAAUCACACAUUUGCUGAAUCCUGAUAAAGACUUACAGGGUAGAGACACUGUGCAAUGCAAGGAUAGUGAAGCAACAAAAAACAUUUCAGUGCAGUAAUUUAGAAACCUACUGUUACCUUCACUGGCAUGAAAGGUCAGAGAGCUUGUUGAGUUAUACUGUCUCUUUAAAACACAAAGGCAACUGAAAAUGGUCACUGAAGUAAGAGGUGAGCAGGGAGUGGAUUCUGGGUUGCACUUCAAGUCAUUAAUGACACAGUUAAAAGAGAACACAUCUUCUUGACCUGAUGUAAUUUUUUUCUCAUAUCCUUUUUUAAUUUUCCUUAGUCUUGUUAAAAUAGUCUCAUUUCCUCUUGAAGGAGUGGUGCUUUCUACGGUGUUUUCUCCUUGCGGGGGCUGUGGCUUUUGCUUGGUUCUCCUUUAUGGCUCAGCCUCUUGAGCACCUUAAUGGGUUUGAACUUUGCCCCUUUUUUCUUCUGCGGCUGCUGCUGCUGCUCACCCUCCAGAUCCUUAUGGAAGUCUGAUGAGGAUGAAAAUGAGUUGAUAAAAUCAGGAAAAACAAUGAAGUAAGGGAGAGAAGACAAAGUAAGAGGCAACAUUUACAUUUUAUGUUCAAUGAAUCUUUAACAGCGCUACAUACAAAUGGAGCUUACUCCUCAUCAUACCUUUUUUCUUCAGCAUGGCUUCCAUAACUUUAUCCUCCUCUUCUUCCCUGUGACAGAAUGACUGUUAGAUGUUGGGUAGAUGCAAACUAUCACUGAUCAACACAAUCCGGGCCACUGCAGAGAUACAUAGUUAACUGCCAGUCAUUGAUUACCUCUGCCUGUCCUGGUCCAUGUUGUUGACAAUUUGGUUGCGCUGUUCAAUGAUGGUAACCAGCUCAGCCAUCAGCUCCUGCUCCCGACUCUUGUCCUCCUCUGUCCAGUCUUUCUCUUGAGGAGGGAAGGGAUGAUGAUGAUAAAUGAUUUAAUUUUGUUGUAUUAAUAUGCAAUGUGUUUAGAGCAUCAUUAAGUAUUAACAUUAAUGCACUUCCUAGUUAAUCUACCCAUCCUGUCAGGAAAGUUGAUUGGUGUACUGUAUGCCUGAGCAGUGUAUGAAAGCACUACUGGAGGAGUUUAGAAAAAAAUUAAAACAAUCAUGUUAUAGAUUAUUAUGCAAAUGUUAGAAAGUUUAGGUUUUACUGAACCCAUGUGCAUAGAGGGUCUUCCUUAACAUAAUCUGUGUGUAGAUGUACAUGCGAAGUGCGGUUGGCAGUAUUUUGUUUUGAAACAUGAGGCAAGCAUUACAAACACAUACAGGCAAUCCAUUUAACUGAACAUCAUAAGGCCAAACUCACCUGGCUUGUUGAGAAGACACCUCAGCUCAUACUCCACGUCCGCUUGCCUCUCUUCCAGGUUCUGCUGCUUCGCUCUGCAGUUAUGAAUAUUCACACAGUACGUUACACAGUGGUAACCUCUAAUUUAUUACUACACUUUUAAACUUCUUUAUCUAAAGUUAUAAUGAGCCUAAAUAAACUAAUCCCUAAAUAAUAAUAAAAAAAAAUUUUCCUGGAGAAGCAAAAGUGUUUAACAUUUGGAUAUUGGUUUGAUUUGCAAAUCAACAUCAUUGUGUCAUAUUCCGACUAUUUUAGGAAUAUCUAUUCCCCUUGACGGCAUGUAAUUACAAAAAGCUGGGUGACGUAUUCCUGAAAGAUUUGUGAUGGAGCAUAUUCUGUGAUGGAGAAAUGACUGACUUGCAUCGAAGUCUUAUCAUUCUGAACGUCUGAUGCUUACGUAUAAACCAGUUCAGCUUCUCGUCGUACUAAAAGGUGUUUCUCAUGGAUGAGAGUGAACCAGUCCACCAGCAGGCGCUCCUCAUCCUCAUCUGAAAACACAACAGAGGAACACAGAGAGAUAUUUCUGAUAUGUUCUGAUGUGAUAUGUUUCUAUUAUUAUGUAUUGUUCUUUCAUGUCAAAUGUAAGGAUCUUAUCCAUUCCCCAAUUUUCUCUAGGUGAUCAUUUGUCUUUUUAUAAUUAUAUACUUUCAUGAGCUGUUUAAGUUAAGGCAGCCAUUUUAGUAAAAAAUUCAGUUUUGAAUACAGUGAACCUGAUUUUUAUGCACUGCAUGUGGGGACAGUUUCAUAUCUUUGCAAUAUUUAACUGGCCUUCAACUGAUUUAACUUGCUUAUACUCAAGAAACUAUAUGAAAAAUAGCGUGAUGUAUUACCAUUAGGGUUGUCUCUCAGCUUCUUCUCCAGCUCCACUCCCCUCUGCUCCAGUUCAUCCAGAUGCUUCUCCAGCUGACCCAUCUCCCCGUGGAUGUCCUCUACUGGGAUGUACUGAUCUGACUGCACCUGAAUGGAUGUUUGGAUCAUUUGAGUACCUCUUAUUCUGUGUUUGACACAGAAGUGGAAACAUCUAUUCAAUAAAAAAACAUUUAUAUGCUAAAGCAUA